Messenger RNA from Austrofundulus limnaeus, 696 nucleotides. Its product is annotated as translation initiation factor IF-2. The record is from RefSeq and is a predicted model, not a curated record. Lineage: Eukaryota; Metazoa; Chordata; Actinopteri; Cyprinodontiformes; Rivulidae.
AACCACAACCUCAUCUGCUGAAGCUGAGAUGGAGACCUGACCCUGACAGGAGGGCCAAUGCAACGUCUCCGGUUAAAGAAGAGAAACACGUCAGAGCUGCAGCUAAAGCAGAUCAGACGAAAGCAACAUUACUGGCAGAAAAGAAAAGCAAAGCUGUAAAAGCUGCAAAGAAACCUGUUAAAGUCGCUGAAGAUGAAGAGAAACGAGCACCACCAGCAGCUGGAGAAACUGAGGCUGGAGACGACGUCACAGAAAAGAAGAAACAAAGUCAGAAGUUCUUCCAGUGCAUCUACUUCCCAGGCAAACAUGCACAGUACCCGCUGCGACCUUUCACCCCGGCCUUGUCCCCCGCCAUGCUGUCCCCCGCGGUCCGGUCCAUGCUGGAGCAGCAGAGAGCAGCCAGAGCGUCGGGGCAGUAACGCCACUUUUUAUAUGACGGGUUCCCCCAAACCAGCAGGGGGCGACGUUUCUGCUGUGGCAGCCUACRCAGCGAAAAGGACUUUUUCUAUUUUAAUUUAACUUAUUGAUUGAGUGGUUGAGCUCCUGGUGUUGCUCCCACCUUCAGCGCUGRUAAUCUAAAAUAUACUGACACCAUYGAGAAUUUUCAGAUUAAAGGGGACRUAUCAUGCAAAAUUCACUUUUUUAAUCAUUUAAUAUGUUUUGUUGUGAACUUGAAGUCUGUAGGAGGUAGAAAAG